UCGUGCGAGAGAAGGGAACCAGCAGGCGGCUCCGGGCUCGCGCUCGCUGCCCGGUUGUCAAGGCGGCAGUGUGUGACUUGUCCUCGCGGCGGCCGCACGGUGACAGCUCACAGCGGCUCUCUCGUUUGUCGGACUGGACUCGGAUUUUUUUUUGUUUGCCUCUUUGGAUUUGGACAUUUUGGUGGCAGUGGCGGACUCUCUUCGGCUUAUUUUCUUAAACCGCAUCGGACAGAAACAGGAGCUGUGCAGGGGCAGUGGGUACUGAACCCUGCCUGCUCUGACACCGUGACUCCAGACAGACAUAGUGGCUGACAGACGCUGAAAAAGAAGUGGGCAGAUCAACAGAUAGGGAGGACAGAGGGAGAAGUACAACCUCUCAUAGAGUGGUGGCAAGAGUGACAGGGGAGCACAUGAGGAGCGGAAGCGGUGUGACAGCAACAUCCUGACCAGUAACCUUGCUUCUGCACCCCACCACACGCCCAGCAACUCCUGAAGCGGGCGUCAGAAGGAAGGAAACGUGCGACCACUCCUCCUGCAGGCAUGAGGUCCUUCCGUUCUUUCAGUAACGAUGACCGCCACGUCAUGGCAAAACACUCCACCAUCUACCCCUCCUCUCAGGAGCUGGAAGCCGUACAGACGCUGGUCUCCACUGUCGAGUGCGCCCUCAAACACGUCUCUGAUUGGCUGGAUCAGAGCAUCGGUGAUGUCAACAGCCAGGUCAACACCCACCCAGCAGACAGCACAGAGGAUGAUGAUCCUGGUGAUGAGCCCAGCGACGAAACUGAGGAUUCCAGUGACAGCUACAGAGAGUCCAAUAGUGGUGGUGUGCUGUGUGGAGUGAUGAGGAUCGGCCUGGUGGCCAAAGGCCUCCUGAUCAAAGGCGACAUGGACCUGGAACUCGUGCUGAUGUGUAGAGACAAACCCACACAGACACUGCUGGACACUGUCUGUCACAAUUUACCCACACAGAUCGAGAAGCUGACAGAAGAGAAAUAUGAGGUCACAAGCUCCUUGCCCGAGGCAGCCAUCUUGGUACAAACUACAACAGAGCCCAAGCUCACACUGAAGAUUACCCUCACCUCACCGGCAAUGAGGGAGGACGAGGAAGAAGAGGAGGAGGAAGAGGGCGAGUUGGAGAAUGGGGAGGAAGGAGAGGAGGAGGAGGAGGAGGAAGAGGUGGAGGAAGUGGUGGAGGAGGAGGAGGAGGAACAGGAGAAGAAGAAUGGGCGAGUGUUGGGUGCUGCUGCGCAGAGAGUGGAGGCUGAGGAGGAGGAGGGGGAGGUGCUGGAUAGACACAGAUGUCUGUUGGCCCUGGCAGCGCUGCGACACGCCAAGUGGUUCCAGGCUCGAGUGAACGGGCUCAAGUCCUGCGUUAUCGUUCUCAGGAUACUCAGAGACAUGUGCAAUAGACACCCCAUCUGGGAACCUCUCAAGGGAUGGCCCUUAGAACUUAUCUGCGAGAAGGCAAUUGCCACCUGCAACAGACCUCUCGGGGCUGGAGAAGCCCUGCGUCGAGUCAUGGAGUGUCUGGCCUCAGGCAUACUGCUACCAGGUGGUCCAGGUUUACACGACCCAUGUGAGAAAGAGCCAACAAACACACUAGCCAACAUGACCGACCAGCAGGCUGAGGCCAUUACCUACAGUGCACAGCAUGCUCUCAGACUCAUGGCGUUCGGACAGAUCUACAAGGUGUUGGAGAUGGAGCCUCUUCCCUCGAAUAAACCCUCACAGAAAUACCCUUGGUCUGAUAAAGAAGGCUUAGGUCUGAAGAGGCCAUACGAGGAUGGAGCAAUGGAUGACAAGGACCUCAUCAAGAAGAUGAAGAGGAAUCUGAGGAAAGUCCUAGACAGUAAAGCCAUAGACUCCAACCAGCCAAUGAACGCCUUGAUGCGACUGAACCAGAUCCGGCCGGGGCUGCAGUAUCGCCUGCUGUCCCAGUCGGGCCCGGUUCAUGCUCCGGUCUUUACCAUGUCUGUGGAUCUGGACGGAACCAUUUACGAAGCGUCUGGAUCCUCCAAGAAGACCGCCAAGCUCCACGUAGCCGUCAAGGUUCUCCAGGCCAUGGGCUACCCAACAGGUUUCGACUCAGACUUGGACCCCAUGAGUUCAGAUGAGAAGUCGGAUGGCGAGGGGAAGAGCGAGACAUCAUCACACACUAGCAAUAACCCAACACACUCCACAGACAGUUCCAACACACUGGAGGUGCGAACUCAGGGUCCCAUACUGACGGCGAGUGGGAAGAACCCCGUCAUGGAGCUAAACGAAAAGAGACGAGGCCUCAAAUACGAGCUCAUCUCUGAAAGUGGAGGCAGCCAUGACAAACGCUUUGUUAUGGAGGUGGAGGUCGAUGGGCAGAAGUUCCGUGGGGCAGGCCCCAACAAAAAAGUAGCAAAGGCCAGUGCUGCUCUAGCAGCUCUGGAAAAACUCUUCUCUGGUCCCAAUGCAGCUGCAAACAAGAAAAAGAAGAUAUUGCCUCAGACUAAAGGAGCACUGGCCGCGGCAGCAGCAGCCUCAGCAGUAGCAGCUCAGGUAGCCAGAGGAAGAGGAAGAGCAGCCCUCGCAAGAGGAGCCUUCGUCAGUGCAGCCGCACCUGGAUAUGUCACACCAGGCUUUGGGACACCGUAUGGCUACAGCCCUGCUGCAGCAGCUGCUCCUGCAUACGGUGGUCUGUUCAUUGACAAUCCCUUCUACCAGCCACGGACCCUUGCUCCAUUUAUCAUUCAUCUGGGUCCCCAGGAUCUCUUCUCUGACUUCUAGAGGCGGCAGGUUGUUGGAUACGCUCUUCACACUUACCUGUCUGUAUACGCAGGACACCUGUUUUUUUUUUCUGUCCGUCUAAGCGGGCUGCCUUUCUAUCCAGGUGACGGACUCGCAGAUCCAAAACUGGUUUGAUCAGUCCGCUGAAAAUGAAAAACGUUCUGCCCUACAGCAGCGGCAGAAACUCUCUCACCUACUGACCGAGAGGCUCAAAGCUCCUCUCUCUGUUUUCUCAACUCUCCGCCCAGAUUUAUCACUUCAGAGGGGAGAAACUUUACACGAAGCAAUACUCAGACUCUGCGUGAGGCUGGGCUGAACUUGGGUCUUUCUUAUAGCAAUACACCUGAACUCCUGUCUUCGAGCUUACUUACUUGAGAAGAUGUGAAUGUCCGAUGGAGUUUUACCCAACGCAGCAUUGCAAUAGCUCAUUUUGAUUGUAUAUUCAUUGUAUGUAUGUGUACGUGUGGCUAUAACAUGACUAUAUACACAUAUAUGUAUGAUGUAUGUUUCUAUAACGACGUGUUGACAAUAAUAUUACUAUAUGAUGAUGUAUUUAUGUAAAUAUUCUAUAAAAUAUAACUAUUGUUGGUAUAAAUUAUUUUAGAAUUAUAAAGUGAAAUGUAACUGUAAUAUCACAGUAUAGCUUUCUUCCAAUUUUAUAUACACUGAGCAAUUGAAGCUAGUUCUAGGAGAUGCAAUAUUAUCUUUGGUAUUCCUAUUAACCUGUGCUGUUAGAAUAAUAAUGCUUCCUUCCUCUCUUUCCUUCAAACUUUCCCUCUA
Molecule: messenger RNA, 3537 nt
Organism: Morone saxatilis (striped sea-bass)
Lineage: Eukaryota; Metazoa; Chordata; Actinopteri; Moronidae
Gene: strbp
Product: spermatid perinuclear RNA binding protein
Exons: 20
Coding region: 541-2757 (738 amino acids)
Cellular component (GO): precatalytic spliceosome
Molecular function (GO): double-stranded RNA binding; single-stranded RNA binding
Source: RefSeq, a predicted model, not a curated record